GGUACUUGGCUCGAGUGUUUGGCCGAGCAUUAGUCAUUCGAAGGUUUACGACAGAGAAUGGAGGGCGACAGCACUGGAACUAUGGGCUUCGUGAAGAGCCCUAUGCCUGCUGCAGCUUGGGAGCUUGUGUCACUCUGGUCUGAAGUCUGGGAUGCUCCUCGAUUCCGAGGGCAGGACCAAGUUCAAGGGCCCAUGCUAAGCAGAGAGGCAAUAGCACCAUUGCUGAAAAUUGCGGCCUCCUGUGUGGUGGUCCUGCAGCAGCAGUUGAAGGGCCAUGUUGAAACAGUCAAGUCUCACGGUGCUUAUGGUGCAUCAAGAGAGCUUCUUGUUGCUGCCAUCGAUGGUGCGCAUGGAGCUGAUCCUCAUGGACACCCUGUCGAAUUCGUUCGAGAGCUGACGAAAUCAGCAUUCAUGACAGGAGAUGGCGAAUAUACUGAGGGUCUUUCAGAGGCGCAGUUGGACCAGCUCUUGGAUUCUUUGUGUGCAAAUCAGCUGGAGCAAGCGGCAUCCCUUGUGAAAGACCCUACUGCCACUUUGAAAUCUGCGCUGGAAAAAGUUUGUUCAUCGGUGCAAGAAGUGCUUGCAAACCCGCCAGAGGAUGGGGACAUGGCCGGAGUUGCAAACCGGCUCCUUCUGGUUCAGCGGUUGGAAAGAGCUGCAGAGGAUGCAUCGGCCAUUCUACACAAGGAAUCUUCCGAGGAGAGCUCACAGAUGGAGAGCUCCCAGGUGGAGACCGAAUCCACCACUGAGCCCAUGGACGAAACUGAUGGUAAAGAAGAUGAGGAAAGUCAUGAGACGCAAGAGGCGACCGAAAAGGAGAAUCCUUUGAAGCGGACGAAGUCCCAGGUGGCCGCCAAGCUGAAGGUUCAGAAGGUGAAAGAGCAUCAAGAAAACAUGCUCAAAGAGGUCUAUGACUUAAGCCGGACCACCUCUGCAUUGUCCAAGCGGGAAGUGGAGGUCGACGAAUCCGAAAAGCUUCGUGCUGAACUAGCAGCUGUUGAGGAGGCUAGAAAGAAAGCCCGGAACUUCGGCGAGGAUUUGUUGGAGGACAUGAUGGCUUUGGACAAUAUCUCUGGCUUAUGUGACGAGGAUCGAGGUACCCGAAAGGCCACACUCUCUGGACUCGAAGGUCUACUGCAGGACGUUGACACUGCCAAGUCCCGCUUGGCAAUGCUGCAUCGACAACUCGAGGGGAAGCUGCAAAAAGCGGAAGCGGCAGCAGCAAAGAGGCGCGCUGCAGAGGAUGUGAAGCGAUUGAAGGCUGCUGCAGAGGCAGCGCGUGCUGCUGCGGCGAAAGAGGCUGCAGCCAAAGAGGCCGCGGCCAAAGAGGCCGCGGCAAAAGAGGCUGCGGCCAAAGAAGCGGCAGCAAAUGAGGAAGCGCCUGAUGCAGCUGAAGAGGCUCCCCUCCCUUCGGCCCGCCGGCGGGCCAAGGAGGGCCAAAAAGCAGCGGCGUCCGUCUUGGAACCACCUCCACCAGGCAAGUCUGUCUGGGAGAAGGUUGUCAUGCUGACAUGUUGUCGUGCUGGCAUGCUGACACAGGUUCGGCUGCCACUUCGUUUCAACUCCCGGGAGGAGCAAAACAACUAUGUGAUCUCUGCAACCGUACCAGGACUUGACCUGGAUGAUCUCAAGUUGGAGCUGGGGGAGUCUUCCACCCUUCGAGUUGAGGGUCUUCGUACUCCGUCCAGCGAGGAGGCGACGCUGAUGCGGCGCAGGAUUGCUCAGAAGAUUCGGCAAAUCGCCAAAACGUCGCCAGAGAAGUUUGCCAUGCUCGUCAAGGCAAUUCCGCAGGUUUCUGAAGACGCCUACAUCGAGCUGGGUCAGGGCGAGUUUGGUCGUUUUGCGGAGACCUUCCGUUUGCCUAGAGAUGUGGAUGUUGAGAACAUUGAUGCAUCGUACCGAGACGGAGUCUUGCAAAUCGUGUUGCCCAAGAUCCAAAGACAGCUGCCAGACCAGCUGGCGCGUGGUCGAAACCUGGGACGUGGCCCUCUUCGGAGGGAGAUGCAUCCUGGGCUUGGCCAAGGCGCUGCUGGCCCUUGGGGUGGUGCCCUCUUUGGUGGACAUGAUGACUUCUUCAGGUGGUAGUGCGUUCUGCCUACACGGCCAAUAGACACAUUCUGACAAAUUCAUGAUUUUGAUGGGCUCGUGCCCACUGCAGGAAUGCACAGAGCUAGGCAGAGUUGUUGUACAGAUCUGCUGCCACAUACAUUUCAUUUUACAUAGUGGCUUGACUCUUUGACACCGUCCAA
Durusdinium trenchii is the source of this 2249-nucleotide messenger RNA. The record is from the annotation of a GenBank genome assembly. NCBI's taxonomy places the organism in Eukaryota, Dinophyceae, Suessiales, Symbiodiniaceae.